CUCUCACCAGACCGAACGCCGGCGGCCGAGAACGCCGCCCGUGCUGCGGUAGGAAGCCGCGGCUGCCGUCCCCCAGCCGCCCCGCCUCUCCCUCCUCAAAAAGAGGAUGUGACCCGGCGACGUGACAGCCGACGAGAGGCAGCGUCGGGGCUGCUGCUUCAGCUCAGCUCAUUAUCGGGGUGCGAGCCAAAGUUUAUACCGAGAGACGAGGUAAGCGGACCGGCUACAGCCUGCCGCCGCAACAGCCUUUCCGGCGUUUAGUGCCAAAUGCCGAGCCUGGUCGGAGGCUGGCGAAGCUGCCCCUGUUCCGCGGCUGUCAAGCCUGAGAGCGUGUGCAGAGCGGCCGGGAUGGCAGCCGCCGUGCCGGGGGUCCUGGGUCAACUGCGGGCGACCGGCCUCGUGAGACGUGGACUUGUCCUCUUCGCUGUCGGCGUCGUCCUGGCGCUAGUGCUCAACCUGCUACAGAUCCAGCGGAACGUCGCGCUCUUCCCGGAGGAGGUGGUCGCCACGAUCUUCUCCUCUGCCUGGUGGAUCCCGCCGUGCUGCGGGACAGCAGCUGCCAUCGUGGGCUUGUUGUACCCAUGCAUCGACAGUCACCUCGGGGAGCCGCACAAAUUCAAAAGAGAGUGGGCCAGCGUCAUGCGCUGCAUUGCCGUGUUCGUGGGCAUCAACCAUGCAAGUGCUAAACUAGACUUUGCCAACAAUGUGCAGCUAUCCCUGACCCUGGCCACCCUCUCUCUGGGUCUGUGGUGGACCUUCGACAGGUCCCGGAGCGGCUUUGGCCUUGGAAUCACCGUCGCCUUCCUCGCCACACUCAUCGCGCAGCUCCUGGUCUACAACGGUGUCUAUCAGUACACCUCCCCCGACUUUCUUUACAUCCGCUCCUGGUUGCCGUGUAUAUUCUUCUCGGGCGGAGUCACCGUCGGGAAUAUUGGACGGCAGCUGGCGAUGGGCGGAGCAGAGAAGCCUCAUAAUGACUAGAGAGGAAGAGGAGGAGGAUGCAAUGCCAAUGUCACAUGGACGAAUAGCACCCUGGGAUUCCCCCCACGCCCCAGGUGCACGACUCGGGGGACGCCAGCGUGACCUUCGUCGUCAGUCUCCUGCGGAAGUGCCGGACCUGUGGAGUUUCCAUGCAGCGUGCCAGUCGUUAAGGGGCGGGCCUAGUCUGUGCUGGUGGCCAAAUGACCCCCCCCCCACCCCCAAAUCUAAGCCUUCGCCCUGGCUUUUAGUAAACCAUGGUUUGCUUGAGAGGGGAAACUUCAGUUUUACCGUGUGAGGAAUGUUUUUUUUUUGGUGAGAAAAGGUGUUUAAGACACAGGUGCUAAAAGGUAUGCUUUUAUUUAUGGUAUUUUAUUCUUAUCUCAUGAGUAAGGAAGCUUUGGAAGGGAAAUGCUCCAGGCAUGUGCAAAAAAUGUUGCUGAGGUCCAUGCUUCUGUUGGGGAAUUUUACCAACUGGCUUUAUUUUAGUAUCUUUAGCUUUGAUCCAAAUAUCGUACGUGCAAGCACAGUUUCCCAGACCCUUACCAGCAGGGGUGUAAACCGAGGUGUUACCGGGAUCCCAUAUAUUAACUACCAGUCAGAAUUCAGCUGACCCUACAGACUGUCUGCACGUGAAUGGGGUAUUUUGAUGGAUAAAAUCAGAUGCUUUUAAAGAAAAAAAAAAUCAGCUUUUCUUGGUGUGAGGUUUUCGGUCUUAAUGUGGAAGUGUCCUCGGCACUGAGCUUUACCGUAUUACCCGGUGUGUGUGACACUGGAGUUUUUAAAUUUUUUAUUUUUUUUGGGCGUUUUUUUUUCUUUGCAGAGCCUUGGAAAACCUGCAAUCUGUGAUUGCUUCUGUAAUAUUAUACCAACGGAAGUGCUUUUGUCACUGUUGAAGUUAUAUCAUAUGUAAAUAAUUAAAAUUUCUUCACUUUAAUUGCCAUGCUUGUUACAAAGUUGGAGUAAGACCGUUGACAUGCAAUCAGUUAUAUGCCUGAGCCUCGUGUCUUAUAUUUAUUAUUAUUGGUAUUUUUGCUGUUACUCAAGAAAGGAAUUUACGGAAUCGUAUGCAGUAUAGAUGCAAACCAAGCAAUAACAAUACCUGUCCGGAAACUUCUGUGCUAUCAGAACCACUUCCCGCCGCUGGUGGACAGCCACCUCACUGGGGGAAAUGCCCUCUGCCAUGUUCAGCUCCGGCGUUUCUCCGAAGCAGGCAGUUGGGGGUGCGGGUUUCUGGUUUUCGUAUCGGAGUUGUAGCGCAACCGACAGGAGCCAGAGCGAUCUGAUGGCUGUCCUGUCUGCUUCUCGAACUGUCUGAAGCUCACGCCACCUGUACACUGUGGCUGGAACGAAGGAAGCUUCGUCAUGUGACUGAAGAUGAAGCAGUGAUUGUCUCUGUCGAUUUGAUUUUUUUUUUUUAAAUUGGCAGUGUCAAAGUGAGUGUGCAUGUGGCUGCCUCACUUUUAUACUGCCUUCUGGAUGACUGACGCAGAAAGAAUAAAAGCAGAAAACUCA
This is a messenger RNA of Brienomyrus brachyistius, 2493 nucleotides long. Its product is annotated as insulin-induced gene 1 protein-like. Lineage: Eukaryota; Metazoa; Chordata; Actinopteri; Osteoglossiformes; Mormyridae. The coding region runs from base 268 to 981 and encodes 237 amino acids. Gene Ontology annotation, cellular component: endoplasmic reticulum; SREBP-SCAP-Insig complex. The transcript is spliced from 6 exons. Gene Ontology annotation, biological process: SREBP signaling pathway; cellular response to insulin stimulus; cholesterol biosynthetic process. The record is from RefSeq and is a predicted model, not a curated record.